UUAGGCGUCCAGCGGUCCGAGACGCGGGAGCAGCUGGGGCCGGGGUCCCGGCGCAGGCCUGCGGUGUCUCGGUGAUUGCUUUAGUCCGCCCUGCCUCCUGCUCUCCGAGGAGCCUUUCCCGCGAAGGCGGGGCGAUGCCGGGGAACCGGCAGCUGAGGGUCCGCUCCGGGAACGAGCAUCGUCCCGCGCCCGCCAUGGAGCCGGCAGGUCGCGAGGUCUGGGCCCACAGCCGCGCGGCGCUCGACCGGCUGGAGAAACUGCUGCGCUGCUCGCGCUGCACUAAUAUUCUGAGGGAGCCUGUGUGCUUAGGAGGAUGUGAGCACAUCUUCUGUAGUAAUUGUGUAUGUGACUGCAUUGGAAGCGGAUGUCCAGUGUGUUAUACCCCAGCCUGGAUACAAGAUGUGAAAAUAAAUAGACAAUUGGACAGCAUGAUCCAGCUUUGUAGUAAGCUUCGAAACUUGCUACAUGACACUGAUUUUUCAGAUUUGAAAGAAGAAACAUCUAGGAAGAAUUUAUUUAGUGAUGCAGAAUAUAAGAAGAAUUCAAUAAAAAUGUGGUUUAGUCCUCGAAGUAAGAAGGUCAGGUAUGUUGUGAGUAAAGUUUCAGUGCAAACCCGUCCUCCUGUGAUAAACAGUCAAACUGCUCAGCAGGCCUCCAUGUAUGAGUUUGUCUCUCCAAGCCCUCCGGUGGAUGUUUCUGAGAGGGCUAAGAAGCCUUCCAGAAGAUCUGGAAAAAAGCAGAAAAAGAAAACUUUAGCUGAAAUCAACCAGAAGUGGAAUUUAGAGACAGGGAAGGAAGAUGGUGAACUUGCCUCCAAAGAGGAAUUUAAGGAAAAGCUGGUAUCCUUCUGUAGCCAGCCGUCUGUCAUUGCUAGUCCUCAGACAAACGGUGAAAUAGACUUACUAGCGAGUGGCUCCCCUGCAGAAUCUGAGUGUUUUGGAAGUUUAACUGAAGUCUUUUUACCAUUGGCUGAGCACAUUGAGUCUCCAGAAACUGAGAGCAGGAAUGAAGUAGUGACUCCUGAGAAGACUCUCUGUGAAAAUCAUCUUACAGCUGAGAAGUCCUUGCCAUCAGGUCACAGUGGGAAACGUGGGCGUCACAACAGACUUUUCAGUCCUGUUUCUAAGAAAUGUAGGAACAGCGUUGUGAGCACCAGUGGAAAUUCUGUUAAGGAAACGGCACAGUCAGAAAACAUGCCAUUACCCGGAUGUUCUUCACCACCUUCAAACAAACUGAAAGUUGGUGACACAUUAAGGAGGAAGAGCAGUAAUAUAUUAGAUGAAUCUUUUAGCCUUUCACCAGGUACGCCCCCUUCUACACUGAAUAGUCCAAGUUACAGACGAAUGAUGUGUAGCCCCUCAGCAACGAAGCUGUCGCACAGUAGCCUUACAGCUGGGAAAAGAAAUCACAGAGGAGAGACUUUGCUCCAUGUUGCUUCCAUUAAGGGUGACAUACCUUCUGUUGAAUACCUCUUGCAAAAUGGAAGUGACCCAAAUGUUAAAGACCAUGCUGGAUGGACACCACUGCAUGAAGCCUGCAAUCAUGGGCACCUGCAGGUGGUGGAAUUGUUGCUCCAGCACAAGGCGCUGGUGAACACCACCGGGUAUCAGAAUGACUCACCCCUUCACGAUGCAGCCAAGAAUGGGCACGUGGAUAUAGUCAAACUGUUACUUUCCUAUGGAGCCUCCAGAAGUGCUGUGAACAUAUUUGGUCUGCGGCCUGUGGAUUACGCAGACAGUGAAGACGUGAAAUCGCUGUUGCUGCUGCCAGAGAAGAAUGCGUCAUCUUCAGUUAGCCACUGCUCAGCAAUAAACACUGGUCAGCGUAGGGAUGGACCCCUUGUACUUAUAGGCAGUGGGCUUUCUUCAGAACAACAGAAAAUGCUCAACGAGCUUACAGCAAUUCUAAAGGCUAAAAAAUGUGCUGAGUUUGAUAGUACAGUAACUCAUGUCAUUGUUCCUGGUGAUACAGUUCAAAGCACCCUGAAGUGUAUGCUUGGGAUUCUCAGUGGAUGCUGGAUCCUAAAAUUUGAAUGGGUGAAAGUGUGUCUACAAAGAAAAGAGUGGGAACAGGAAGAAAAGUAUGAAAUUCCUGAAGGACCACAGAGAAGCAGGCUCAACAGAGAACAGCUGUUACCAAAGUUGUUUGAUGGAUGCUACUUCUAUUUUGGUGGAACCUUCAAACACCAUCCAAAGGACAACCUUACUAAGCUGGUCGCUGCAGCUGGGGGCCAGAUCCUCAGCAGAAAGCCCAAGCCGGACAGUGACGUGACCCAGAGCAUCAGCACAGUCGCGUACCAUGCCAGACCUGAUUCUGACCAGCGCUUCUGCACACAGUAUAUCAUCUAUGAAGAUUUGUCUAAUCAUCGCCCAGAGAGAGUUCGGCAGGGCAAAGUCUGGAUGGCUUCUUCCAGCUGGUUUAUAGAUUGUGUGAUGUCCUUUGAGUUGCUCCCUCUUGACAGUUGAAUACUACACCAGAUGAACAUUUCAGAUUGAACGUGCACAGUGUGAGAACCCAGUGAUUGCACUGUUUUGAUCACAUUUUUACAGAUAGGUAGACUCAUUCAUAUACUGUUUUUCCUUGAAU
This is a messenger RNA of Vicugna pacos (alpaca), 2586 nucleotides long. It is a transcript of the gene BARD1, whose product is annotated as BRCA1 associated RING domain 1. The record is from RefSeq and is a predicted model, not a curated record. Gene Ontology annotation, molecular function: ubiquitin-protein transferase activity; protein binding. Gene Ontology annotation, cellular component: BRCA1-A complex; BRCA1-BARD1 complex. Gene Ontology annotation, biological process: protein K6-linked ubiquitination. Lineage: Eukaryota; Metazoa; Chordata; Mammalia; Artiodactyla; Camelidae.